Molecule: messenger RNA, 5784 nt
Organism: Schistosoma rodhaini
Lineage: Eukaryota; Metazoa; Platyhelminthes; Trematoda; Strigeidida; Schistosomatidae
Source: the annotation of a GenBank genome assembly
AUGGAUGCUCUAUAUCCAAAUUUUUAUUCACUUACAUCGGUUACUUCAGAACCAUUAGAUCCACGUGUACGUCGUCGUUCACUUAUAUGGUGUGGUAAUAAUACAACGAUGCCAUCAACGACAACAACAAUAACGACUACUACUUCUAUUAAUAAUAUUAAUACCACUAAUAACGAUACUACUAUUAUUACUUCUAGUAAUAAUAAUAGUAGUAUCAAUGAUAGUAAUACUAGUAGUAACGUGUUAUUACCUAAAAAAUUUGAUGAUUGUCCAGAAAAAAUUCCAUUAACAAAGAAUACAGGGUUACUGAUUCGUCGACGUAGUCUAAGUCAUAAUCCAUUAAAUCGUAAUUUAUCAUUAUGUAAUCCUAAUCAUCAAAUAUAUAUGAAACCAAAUUUGAUAAACUCACCAACACUUCCAUCACCACCACCUUUAUUCGCUGAUAAGAACCUAUCAACAGUAUAUUCUACAUUACCUCAAACAUCAUCGUCGCCACCGUUAUUCGCCGGCAAAAAUCUAUCAACAGAGCAAUCUACAUUACCUCAAACAUCUGGAAUAUCAUCAAUGUUAUUGAAUAAUCCUUAUUCAAUUGGACCAUUAAUGGAUAAUUCUAUGAAGCAUCAAAUGAAAGAUGGAUUAAAGAUGUCAACAAUAACCUCUAACACAUUGUCACCAACAAGAAAUCGAAAACUAUUUGAUCAUCCUUUACAUGAUCAAAUGAUUAAGGGAAGAUCAGAUAUUAGUAGAGGUGGUGAUUAUCUUCUUAAUCAACCAUAUAAACAUCCUAUCCAUGAUCAAUUUGGUAAUAAUCAACAUUACUAUCAUCGUAAUACAUAUUCAACUUUGGCAUAUCCUAUAAAUAGCAAUGCAAGAAUACAAUCAGCUGUAAGUUUACAAUCAUUAGAUCAACUAAAAUCAAUCAAUGUUCCGGAUCGAACUAUUCAAUCGAACUAUUCAAUUGAGAAUAAUCUAAUUACUAAUGAAUGUUCUUCAUUAAAGAUGAAGAAAAAUAACAAUUCAUUACAAUAUUGUUGUUAUCAAGUACCUGGAAAUGAUCUACAAUAUCAUCGACAACAUCAGCAACAUCAACAUCAACAUUCUUCACCAGUUCAACGAUCUGAUUCUUUCACAAGGACAUCAUCAUCAACAACUGGAUUACCUAUGAAUAAAACCAAUUCACUAUUUCUAGGAAAGGAAUCAUUCAAUGAUAUAAUCUCUCCAAUUCAAUUGAAUUCAUUUCAUCCAAAUAGAAUUCGACCAAUAGAAAGAAGACGUUAUACACAAUAUGGAAUUUCUUAUCAUCAUCAUAAUAAUAAUGAGUUGGAUAAUGACACUUUCAGAUUGAAACAUCAACAACAACAACAAUAUACUACACUUCCACAAGUAUUACCAAGAUCCUCUCCAUUGUCUAAGAUUAAUUCAAAUGUUCAAGAUGAUAAUAAAAUUGAACAAAAUGGUAUGGAUAUGGAUAGGAAUAGGGAUAUACCGAUACUAUCAAAUAUAAGACGUCAAAAGCCAGUCAAUAGUAGAAGGGCUCAUGUUGUCUCAGCUUUUGAACAAAGUUUAAAUAAUAUGUCACAACGACUACAGAAUUUAUCGAAUACCACAACACGAAAAGAUUCAGAACUCCAUGAAUUAAGAGCAACAAUUGAUGCAUUACGUAAUCAAACAGAAUUAGGAUUUUUUAAAAAACCACCAAUUAAUCAACCUUGUGAAUUGAAUAGAUCAUUUAAUAAAGAUUUAUUAAAACAACAAGAAAAUUCAUGCAUUUCUACUAGUACUACUACUAUUACUACUACUACUAUUACUACCACUACUAUUACUAUUUCUAAUACUAGUAAUCAUAGUGAGAAUGAACAAGCAUAUAUGAAUUCACGUUUAACAAUAUCAAAUGCAAGUCUUAAUGAUGUAGAUAAUCAACAAUUACAAAUGGAUAAUUCAGUAGAUAGAGUAGUAUCUACUACUUCUGGUUGUAAAUCUUCAGGAAGUAAUGUAAAGAAAAAUGGAUGGUUUCGUAAUUCACUUGGUAAAGCAUUCCGUAAAAAGACCACAUCAUCAUCAACAUUAUCAAUACAUUCACAAAGUGAUCUGGACUGUCCUACAUCAUCAAUACAACAUAACUCGAUCUAUCAUAGUAAUAAUACUAAUACUAAUAAUAGUCUUCCUCCUGGACAUCCAUCCAACUUACCACAAAGUCCAACGAUGGAUCAUAAAGGAUUACAUAAUACUACAACUACUAUAAAUCAAUCUCAUGUAAAUUCCAUACAAUCUAUUAAUCAUAUGAAUGUUUUACCUAUCUUAUCCAAUACACAUUUAAAUGGUUUAUCUCCAUCGAAUUCAUCAACAUUGUCAUCGUCAUCAUCAUCAUGGAGUACAUUAAGAAUAGGUGGAAAUGGUCAAAAUAAUUGUAAUAUCAUUACUGCUACUACUACUACUACUAGUAGUAAUAGUAGUACUAUUAUACCACAAACAAAUGAACAAACUGAACGUUUGAACAAUGCACGACAACAACAACAACAGCAGCAGCAUCAGCAGGACCAUCGACCAAUCCAUUCAAAUCAACUCAGUUAUCCAAAUCACUUAAUUAACUAUAACAAGUCAGAUAAACAAAACACAUCAUUCAAUGUUGAAGAAAGAGAUAAGAAUAUGCUGGACAAUAAUGAUAGUAAAUUAGAAUUAACUAAACAAUCAUGUCAAGAUGAAUUGAAUCAUUUAAAAUGUCGAUUAGCUGAAAAAGAAUCCAAAUUAACUGAUGUACAAUUAGAAGCAUUAGCAAGUGCACAUCAAUUAGAUCAAUUAAAAGAUGAAAUGUCACAUUUAUAUUCACAAUUAAAUUAUUUACGUACAGAUAAUGAAAGAUUACAAAUAUUAGUCAAACAUUUACAAAAACAACAACAAUAUCAUCAUCAUCAGCAGCAGCAACAUCAACAACAACACAAUACUAUUAAUAGUAGUAUUAGUAGUAGGUUAUUGCUUAUGAAUAAUGAUAAUGUAAUGACAAGUACUAAUACUACCAUGACACUUACACCAACCAAUACGAAUGUACAUUGUAACUCUUUAACACAGACAUUACCUUCAAUUAGUUUACAACAUAAGUCAACUGGAUUACAUAAUGAUGAUAAUAAUGAUAUGUCAAUGGUAUGUAAUACCGAGAUAGUACCAGUUGAAUGUGUUACUUGUUCAGAUUUAUUAAUUGGAUUUUCUAAUAAAACAAAUCAUUUCAAUCAUUCAUUCAUUGCAACAGUUAAUCUUAUUUUAAUGAAUCCUGUAAAUAAUCAUUCAUCAGCUAAUUCUAUAUUAAAUAUUGGUAUGAUUCAUAUAUCAACAUUAAAUCAUUGGAAUACUAUUAAUAAAUCAUUAAUUCAUUUAUAUUAUUUAUAUUAUUCAUAUUUAAAUUUAAAUGGUACACAUGACCUUGAACGGAAUGAAUUAAAACAAUAUCAAUUAUAUAUGAAUAAUCAAUUAAUAUUAACAUGUAAAUUAAAUGUGAAUCAAAAUCGAUUUAAUUAUUCUAUUGAAUUCAAUAAUCAAAAAAUAAUCAAUAAUAAUAGUGAUAAUUUAGAAAAUUUAUUUAAUUUAUUACAAUUUGAAACAAAACAAUUCAAAAAUAUUCAAUUAUCAAUAAAUCAAUAUAAUUUAUCUAUCGAUAAUGAUGAUGAACAAAUCGAUUUAUCGAUCAUUAAUGAUAACCAUGAUCAAAUCGAUUUAUCGAUGAAUAAUAGUAAUAUUAUUAAUGAACCGAUCGAUUUAUUAAUCAAUAAUAAUCAUAAUAUUGAUUGGAAAAAUAAUAAUUUUUAUAAAAAUUUAAAAAAUUUUAAUCAAUUAUUGAUUAAAACUUUAUUCAAUCGUGAUAUUUUAUAUUUUUAUUAUAAAUUAUUAUUACAAUAUUAUAUAAUCAUAUUUUAUGAUCAAGAUGAAGAUUAUUUAAAUCAAUUAAUGGAAGGAUUUUAUGAACAUAUUUAUGAUACAAGUAUAAAUUCAUCUUCAUUGAAGGUAUACUAUUUUAAUUUAUCUGAUGGUGAACAAACAACAAUGAAUCACUUGUAUCAAUGUUUAUCCCAAUAUACGAAUAGGACAAUGAAUCUGUCAGAACAGAUACCACCUCAUUUAAUUAUUAUAUUCUAUAUUCAAUCCAUGAAUCAAAUUCCAUAUGAAGAUUAUAGGAAAAUUAUUAAUUACUUCAAAGCUUACUAUCAUGAAAAUAAAGAUGAUUCAAUAAGAACAUGUUCCAUCUAUCUAAUUGGUACUUGGAUAACAUCGAUUGAUAUCAGUUCCAUUGGAUCAUCAUCAUCGUCAUCGUCGUCGUCGUCGUUAACAUCAGUUCCAGAACCACUUCGAAAUCUAACAUCAUCAACGAAUAUCAAAAUGAUCUCAUAUCCAAAUGGUAUCUAUAAACCUAUACAAUGUGUAGAUGAAUUAAUAUGUUGGAUUGAAAUAGAUUAUUCAUUUAAACAAACAUAUAUGAUAGGUUCUUUAAAAAAACAACUUAUACAUUCAUUUAUCAAUGAAUUCAAUCAAACAUUAUCUAACUGCUCAUUGAAUCAAAUGAAUGAAGAAUAUUUGGAAAGAUUUCAUAAUCAGCUGAGAUUUUACGAAGAUCUUAUAAAAUGGAUUCAACAAGUUCUCAAUCAUUUGAAUCAAUUCUUAAUUGAAUUAUAUAAUCAUCAUAAUGAAAUUCAAUUAAAUAAUGAACAAAUUCAUUUCAUUAAUCCAUCAAUAUUUUUAACAUUACCAUUUACUCCCCUUCCUCCUACUUCUAGUCCUCUUCCCCCCACUACUACUACUACUACUACUACUACUACUACUACUACUAAUAAUAAUAAUAAUAAUAAUAAUAAUAAUAAUAAUAGCAAUCCUUCAAUGACCUCAGAAUUAUGGUUUAUUGAUUUAUGGAAUAAUAAAAUUGUAAAAAUUAUGCAAAAAUUUAUUAACCAAUUAUCCAAUCAUCAUCAUGAUCAUAAUAAUAAAUCAAUAAAAGAUCCGAUCAAUUUUAAUGAUCCAACUAAUUGGAUAUUAUCAACAUGGCCAUGGAAUUCAAUAAAUUGGUUAAAAUAUUUUAAUAAAGAAAAACAAAAUUCAAAAUUAAAUUUAAUUCAUCUUAUUGAAUUAUAUACAAAAAAAUAAAAAUGAAUCUUAAUUUGUUUACAUACUACUUAUUACUACUACUACUACUACUGUUAGUGGUAAUAAGUAGUAUAAGUAACAAAAACUAAAAUAUUAUAUGAAUCUUCAUCUACAAAUCAAAAUGAACAUUAUCCAAAUUGAUUCCCUAUUUCAUUUGUAUAUAUAUGAAAAUAAAGUUGACCCAGAUACAUCUAUCUAUUUAAAAAAAAACGGUAAACAAAAUUAUAUAAAUAAAUCAAUAUAUGUGACAAUGUUCAUUGAUUACAUAAUCUAAUCAAGGAAUAUAGAUUUUUUUUUUGUUUUUUAACUGUUAAUUGAUCAACAAAAACAAAAAAAACAAAAUAUGGAGACUAUAUAUGAAAUAAAAAUGAAUAUGUAAUUAGUAUUUUGUAACUAAGGGGGAAUGAAAAGAAAAAAAGGGGGUGUGCAAAUUUAUUAUUUGUUUAAUAAAUUUCAUUUUGUUUUUGCCUUCUAUGAUACGUAUGUCUUACUAAAACAAGAACAAUGUGAAGUUUGUGGUGUGAUUAUAAUUUAUGAAUGUGCCAAUCAGAAGUGUUUGAGGGAUUUCAAAGUCAUGGAGCCAGUUUCAGUACCUGAUGCUUAUGCACAAUCCGUUCAUAGAGGAUUUUAGAGAAGAUAUGACAAUUAAGCGUCUAUAAU